AACAUGGAUUUAGACUUUUCAUUUUAUGUAUAGGCUAAAGCCCUGUAUCAAACUAUUGUUGAAAGUAUGCUCAGAAUUCCUUCUAAAAAACUUUUAGCACAAAGGAGACCAACUCCGCAUGAAGUAUUUUUGAUAAUGGACGCAUACAAAUGGGACAACAGAGUUCGUUUUGUAGUGAGGCACAUGUAUGAUACUGACAACAAUGGAUACCUUGACGUAAAUGAUUUUGAAUGUCUGGCCUUGAAAUAUACUAUAUAUGAGGGAAAAGGAAAAUACAAUGUAGAACUUCAUGAUAAGAAUAAGAAAGUAAUGCACGAUCUCUGGACAGAAAUGUCAGAACUAGCUGAUUAUAACAGGGAUGGCAACGUCACUGUGGAAGAGUUCAAGCAAGGCGUCCAAGGCGUGUGCAUGGGCAAGACGUUCGAACAAUUUCCACAAUCCCUUAAACAUGCUAUCAACUGCAAGUUCCAUGCUACUGACGUCAAUUGUGAUGGCCUUGUAUCUUUAGAAGAAUUCCGAUUGGACUGCGUGAACCGCAGUGCUUUCCAGGAUAUAAAAGAAAUAGAUGACUGUUACGACAAACUUGUAAAUGAUGCAGACAAGGCAGCUGGCGGCAUUAAUCAAGCCCGUUAUCAAGAAUUAUACGCCCAAUUCAUUGGAUCACCAGAAUCUGACGUUCCCGGAUGUUACCUCUUCGGACCACUCACCGUUUUUGAAUGAAUCAAUUCCUACACUCUAAUCAAGACAACAUAAUUUCACUGAAAAACAAAUUAUUUAAUUCUACGCCCUGCAAUUUCAUGGUUAUCAAUAUGUUCUAUCAAUGUAUCUUUGUAUCAGGAUGUCAAUGUGCUUCAUACAAAGCCAUUUCGAAGAGACCAGAAGUGGCUUUUAAUGUGGACUUUGUGUUCUGUGCUGAAAGUGUGAACAUAAAAUAUGAAUAUAACAUAAAAUAUGAAUAUCCCAAAUGUAAACGUUUAGAAAAUGUGUUCGUGUGUCAAGAGAUGUGUUUUUAUGUGUUAUAUUACUGAAACCUACUAAUUUGUAGACUUCAAAUGAACCUUAUUAAAAUAUAUCUAAUUGUGAUGCAGUACUAAUUUAUUUUAAUAUGUUUAUAUUUGAAUAACAUUAUUAAAAAACUUAAAAGUUGCUAAAAUUUUUAUCCUUCGAUUCAGGUGCAAGUUGGUAUUUAAUAAAUUUAUAAAAAUAGUCUAAAGAGUAGUCGAUAUUUAACAAACAUCUAUAACUUAAAACAAAAUUUAAUUACUUUUUAAUUUUAAAUUUUAUUAAACAGAAUUAUUUAUUUCUGAUUAUAUGUAAUGCUCAUGGUAGCACUAGUGUCAAUUGUUAAAAUCAUUGAAUACUAUUGCCAAAAUUGCAUAAUUCGCUAAUAAAAUAUAUCUAGUUAAGAUACAAAUUUAUUUUUAAUACGUUCAUAUUUGAAUACGUUAAUAAAUAACUUAACCUAACUAAAAAUUUCUUUCCUUCGACUCAAGAACAUGUUAGUAUGUAACAAAUCAUUAAAAGUAGUCCAAAAAAUAGUUGAUAUUAGACAAAUUCCUUUAAACUUCAACGAAAUUUAAAAAAAAAAUAUCCAUACAUUUCUAAUUAUAUGCAAUUUCUAUGAUAGCACUUAUAUCAAUGAUUAAAAUCAAUAUUUAAUACUAUAGCCAAUAAUACACAUUUAAAUGAUAAAAUAUAUUUAAUUGAGAUUCAGAACUAAUUUGUUUUCUUUAUGUAUAUGUUUGAAUAACGUUAUUAAAUAGUUUUAAUUUUCAACAUUCUGUACAAGUUGAUAUUGCAUAAAUUCAUUGAAAUAGUCCAAAGCAUAGACGAUAUUUAACAAUUUCUUUUAGUCUCAAGACAAAUUUUUUUUAAAAAAUGUGUUCAUUUAGGAAUAUAUGUAAUGUCAAUGAUAGCACUUUUGUCAGUUGUUAAAAUACUAUUGACAAUAUUGCACAUUUCGUUAUUAUAUCAAAGAUCUGUUUUGCAGAAGUGAUUUAUAUUUGUUAGUGUGUAUAUUUGUAUAACGUUAUAAUUCAUUUCAAACAAUAUGUAAUGUAAUAUGAUACCACAUAUAUCAAUUGUUGACUAUUAUGGAGAAGAAAAAAAUCUAUUUACAGUUAUUCGAAAUUAAAAAAAUUAUAAAAUACUUAUCUCAGAUUUAAAUAAAGUAUAUAUCUAUAUAAAUAUGAGUUUUAAACAGACUUUUAAAUAAUGUGCUUUCUGAGCUAGCCAUAAGUAUCUACUGCCUUGCUUCUAACAAGAAAUAAGCAUUUAAAGCAGAGCUCUAAAAUUACUGAAUUUAGAAUAGAAUUUGUACUAUUUUAACAGCAAAAUAUAUAUUCUAUAAGUGAAUUAAAAAAAAAACGUUAUGUAUAUUUAUACUAAAAAGUAGUAAAUUUUUGCAGUAUUAUAUAUCCAGUAAUUAGACAUAUUUAAAUAACGUUACUAAUUGUAUUAAUUAUAUUUAUGCUCCACAGAGCUAUAAUCUUGCACGCAACGCGGCUUUAUACUUCGCGAUCGUGGUCGAAUAAGUGCAUAGUUAUACUUAGACCAGAAUUGCUUAGCUAGUAUAGUUAUAUGCUUGUCAUAAUAGCUGCUAAAAGCCUAUGAAAUAAAUUUUAGAGAAAGCCUAGUAAAGAGUUUAAAACAGAGUUACUAAUAAUUCAGUAAAUGCGUCCUGAGAAACGGUUUAGUUAUAAAUUUGUUUUUCUAUUUGAUAUGAUAUGCAAGCGUAGGAAAUACUAUUUAACUUUUAAAAAAACAAUCCAUAUUAUAAUUUUUUUUAUUUUAUCUUGAAGUAAAUCUAAAAGACAACUAUGAAAAAAAAUCGUUUUAUGUGAGUUUUGUAAUUUAUUUGUCUUUCUUAACGUCCAAGUUGCAUUUCUUCAAUUAUUUUUUGUACUCAAAUACUAAAUUCCAUGAAACUUGAUUAACAUCUGCUUAACUCAUUAUUGCUAAAUUCCUAUCUUUUUAAUUAUUUUUGUCAUCUAAUAUUAAAUGAAUGAACUAGAAAAUUACUAAAAUAAAACUUGCUGUUUUACUUAACUCUUCUUAAUAAUAAACCAUAAAUUCACAAGUCUAAUAAUUCCAAUUAUUUUUAGUUCACCAAUACCAAAUAAAAUGAAUGAAAAUACAAUUGUAAAAUUACUAAAAGAUAAUAGGGCAAUUUUCGCUUAUGCUCAACCUAUUAGUCGCAUUUUCCCAAUUAUUUUUAUACACUAAUAUUAAAUGCAAUGAAAUAAGCUGGCAAAUACCUAAAAAAUUAUUGCUAUUUUCUAACAUUCUGUUCAUUUAUUAUUCUCACAUCGCAUUUUCCCAAUUAUUUUUCAUACACUAAUAUUAAAGGCAAUCAAAUAAGCUGGAAAUAUACUAAAAAUCCUGCAAUUUCCUAAGACCUGCUAAUUUCUUUAAUUCCAAAGUCGCUUUUUCCCAAUGACAUUAAUACGCUAAUAUUAAAUGCAGUGAAAUAAAACUUAAAAAUAACUAAAAAUCCUGCAAUUUCCUAAGAUUUGCUUAAUUUUUUAAUUCCCAAGUCGCAUUUUCCCAAUUAUUUUUUAUACACUAACAUAAAACGUUAUAAAAUCAAUUACUAAAAAAUUCUGUCUGAAUAUUUUCUAGAAAUUUUAUUUAAAGUUAAAAACCGUUACAUAGAUGCUUUAUUCGUAAUGAGCUAUAUAAACCAAUCGCAGCAAAAGGGACGCCUUGAUCGCUUAUAUUCGUAUUUAAAAAAUCUAGAACGAAAGUUGAAUAUUCUAAUGAAAAUAUGAGUAAAUAUAACUGAAUAAUAUUAAUGACUAAAAUAAAUUUAUGUAAAUCAAAAAUACAAUUUUUACAAGCCUUAAAUUUUUUGUCUUUAAAUAGUGACAAUACUGGGUCAAUCAAUGUAAACAUUUUAGUACUUACUGUAGCAUUUGUGUAUUCUUCAUGAUAUUUUAUUAUAUAAAUUUAAAUCAAUUGAUAUAAUUUAUGAUAAAUUAUUAUUAAAAUAAAAUUAGGAAGGUAUUACUUUUACAUGUACACGUAGUAAAGAUCUACGUAUAAAGUUCUAGUGGAUUCAAAAAGGAAAUUUUAUGAUAUCUAAACAUACUAUAGCAAGAAAAUUCGGUGAACAAAUAUUGUUUUGCAAAAUUUAUGGACGUGUGUUAUGUAUUUAAAUAUCUUUAUUUAACGUUAUCUUUUGACAUAGUAGUCCAAUGAUACUGCAAUGAGCUUGUAAACAAAGAGUUUAAGAACAGAUAUCCUAUCUUCCUUUUUGAUAUAUCAUAAAGAUAAUGCAAAGUAUAUAACAUAUUGUGGUAAAAUAUAUUUGGGAAAUGUUGAUUUCCUAUGUGUAAAUGUUUAUUUCCUGUGUAUGUGUUCUCUGUAAUUCACAAUGAUUUUCAUUCUUCAUUUCUUGAAAAGAAGAGACGCAAAUAAAAUGUAUUCGUGUA
Parasteatoda tepidariorum (common house spider) is the source of this 4433-nucleotide messenger RNA. RefSeq names its product sarcoplasmic calcium-binding protein 1. The record is from RefSeq and is a predicted model, not a curated record. Gene Ontology annotation, molecular function: calcium ion binding. Lineage: Eukaryota; Metazoa; Arthropoda; Arachnida; Araneae; Theridiidae.